Messenger RNA from Sphaeramia orbicularis (orbiculate cardinalfish), 1526 nucleotides. Its product is annotated as ventral anterior homeobox 1-like. The coding region runs from base 735 to 1526 and encodes 263 amino acids. Gene Ontology annotation, cellular component: nucleus. NCBI's taxonomy places the organism in Eukaryota, Metazoa, Chordata, Actinopteri, Kurtiformes, Apogonidae. The record is from RefSeq and is a predicted model, not a curated record. Gene Ontology annotation, biological process: central nervous system development; brain development; regulation of transcription by RNA polymerase II. Gene Ontology annotation, molecular function: DNA-binding transcription factor activity, RNA polymerase II-specific; RNA polymerase II cis-regulatory region sequence-specific DNA binding. The transcript has 3 exons.
CUUUGCCUACAAUAGCAUAGCGGCAACGUCGGCACAUUGCAGAAUUUCUCUGAUUGGCAAAGGGAACCAAAGGAAAAGUGGGAUCAAAGUUCGCUGACACGCUGUGACAAUCAGGCGGACUUGUGAAAAAGUCGCGGGAGGAAAAAAAUGGCCCGAUGUUCUCUCGGCGGCGGAUGCAAGAAUGAGGAACUUUUUUCAGGUCUGGCAGGAGUCGUACCCCUGUGAUUGUGCGGGGUUCAGGGAGGUUUGGUGGCAAGACCAGACCAAUCAUUUGCCUUGAUUCCCCCGGCUGAGAGCAGGCAAAGUGAGGGGGACGGGACCGGCGGAGCCCCUCCAUCAAGACCUGAUCUGUUUCCCCCAAACAAUUUAGUUUAUUCAUGAGGUUACGCAAAUGUGGAAGGCGAAAUUACCGUAAUCAAUUGAAACAGCGAGUGUGCGUCCAUGGCUCUGAUUAUUUGGAGAUCAUCUAUCAGCCUGAUGUCUGUGUAAACCUGGAAAAGGGGGGCUUUGAAUUACCGUAGAGUUUGACUGAGAAGUCCAUGAUCAGGGGGGCUGGAGUCUGGCCACUGAUAACAGGGCGUCGUGGUCGAGCGGUGCUGCUCUACCAUUAGCUAUCAGACUUUGCCCUUCUCCAAGGUGCUCUUUUGAAACUUAAACCCACACUGUCCAGACAAUCCUGCUGUUUUUACACCCCCCCACCCGACGACAGAAAACAACAGGAGGAUAAAGUGGACAUGGAGGUCAGGUACAACCAAGACAUGGACGGGAUGGUGCUGAAGAACGGACUGAAGGAGGCCAAGGAGGGGAAGGAGUCCCCAGGCAGCCUGGCCAAGAGCUUCCUUAAGGAGCAGCAGGGCUCCUUCUCCCCUUCGGGGACCGUGGAUACCUGCGACAAGAGCCGGGGGGGUUCAGGAGACCCCGACUACUGCCGCCGGAUACUGGUCCGAGAUGCUAAGGGUUCCAUCCGUGAGAUUAUCCUUCCUAAAGGUCUGGAUCUGGACCGGCCCAAGCGGACCCGGACCUCGUUCACGGCCGAGCAGCUGUACCGUCUGGAGAUGGAGUUCCAGAGGUGUCAGUACGUGGUGGGACGGGAACGGACCGAACUGGCCCGGCAGCUCAACCUGUCUGAGACCCAGGUGAACCCAGGUCCAGAACUGGGGCUGGUUCUGAAGGUCUUCACCAUCCGGCCGUUGGAGGUUCUGUCCCAGACGUCUUCUCCAAAUGCACCAGUGAAGGUUCUGAACACUCAUCAGAGCCGUCCUCCGUUAGUGUCGCACUCCUUCAGCCUGUCCUGGUCCUGCAGCAGCUUCAGUCAGCUGAGGAGCACCGACGACCAGCACCAGAGUGUGCACGGCAACAAACAACCACCGCACAAGCAGAGGAAGGAAACAUUUAGGCUCGCCCACAGCAGCUCCAAGGCUCCGCCCACAGCAGCUCUAAUGCACAAGUUCACAUUUAUGGGUUUCAUCUGGUUUGUGUUGGUUCCAAUUCACAUGAACUCAGACUUCUGUCAGUUUACAGUCUGA